This is a messenger RNA of Aedes aegypti (yellow fever mosquito), 2336 nucleotides long. RefSeq names its product ubiquitin-conjugating enzyme E2-17 kDa (gene eff). Gene Ontology annotation, molecular function: ubiquitin conjugating enzyme activity. The record is from RefSeq and is a predicted model, not a curated record. Gene Ontology annotation, biological process: ubiquitin-dependent protein catabolic process; protein polyubiquitination. The transcript has 6 exons. Bases 552 to 995 code for a protein of 147 amino acids. Lineage: Eukaryota; Metazoa; Arthropoda; Insecta; Diptera; Culicidae. Gene Ontology annotation, cellular component: nucleus.
CCGUCAUUGAAUCGAGCGGAGUAAAACGAGCAAAACCAUCAAACCAAGGCGAGGAAGAGGAAAAACCGUAGCCAUCUUGUAAUACGUUUUCGUCGGCCUGGUUAGCACCGAUUUCGGAAGGGUACAUUUUCGCACUAAAUACAGAGAUCAGUUUGCAUUCGCGAGACAGUUUUCCGUGGAUUUGGUUUUCCUCGAUCCGUAGCUCGAAUUUUCUUCGGUUUCGGUUCUUUUUUCACUCUGCUCCCCCUUUGUGUGAAAUCGUGCGUGCUUGUGUGUGUAUGCGUGAGCUUAUUGCAACACACAAGAGCCAAUAGGGGAAGAAGAAGCCAACAGCGCAAAGAAGAGAGCUGAAGCAGACGGACUUUUUCCUCCUAUAAUCGACGACGACGAGUGUGAAAUAUAAGAAGUAGCGAGCUAGCAGGCCGAGAGAGGAAUAUUCCAAAUUUUGCUGCAGGAAGGCAGGAAUUUUCGUCGUCGGUUUUCAUCCGGGAUCGAGCACUCCCAAAUAAAGAGCGGAGGUCACUUCACACAGCAGUACAGCUGCAGUACAGAUGGCGUUAAAAAGAAUUAACAAGGAACUACAAGACCUAGGGAGGGAUCCACCAGCACAAUGUAGUGCAGGUCCAGUAGGAGAUGAUCUAUUUCACUGGCAAGCAACAAUUAUGGGACCGCCAGACAGCCCGUAUCAAGGAGGUGUAUUCUUCUUAACCAUACAUUUUCCUACAGAUUAUCCAUUCAAACCACCCAAAGUGGCUUUUACAACACGCAUAUAUCACCCUAACAUAAACAGUAAUGGUUCGAUUUGCCUCGACAUCUUACGAUCUCAAUGGUCACCUGCAUUAACUAUAUCGAAAGUGUUGUUAUCAAUUUGCUCUCUGCUAUGUGAUCCAAAUCCAGACGACCCCCUCGUACCAGAGAUCGCUAGAAUAUACAAAACCGAUCGAGAAAAAUACAAUGAACUUGCGCGGGAGUGGACAAGAAAGUAUGCUAUGUGAUGCGUUCCAGAAAAUAACCUAGAAAUCAACAAAAACAACCACAACCAGAGAACCAACAAUAACCACAACAAAAACAACAAAAAUCAACAGCAACCAAUUGUAUCUGAAUUGCUACUCGUACUACUUCUUCUACUGUUGCUCCAACCUGCGCCACUCAUCACUCGUAAGAUGAUUACUGAUGAUGAUGUCGAUAAUGCCGGAAAAGGAGGUGGCAAUGACGAUGUUUUCGGUUGCAGCGACAGCAGCAGUGUGACUACUCCCCAACAACGUUCUUCUACCAUCAACACCUUGCGGCAGAGUUUUCGCCACCGAUUCCUUUUCUCCGUUCGUCGUCCUUGUCGUACUCGUCUUCGUCGUCGUCGUAAUUGUCGUCAACAGCAGUGGCUAGCCCUUGGACGACCACACCGAAGAGAUGAGCUACAGCAAAUACAACAAAUUGCAAACAAUACGUUUAACAUUAUUUAUUAAUGCAUACCAACAGAAAAAAAAACACAAUGUCAAGAUAAUCAGCUGGAUAUAACAGGAAGCUAGAAAAUCAAGAUCAAGUUCAUGAAUCACUACUGCAGAAGGAAGCUGAAAACAACAACACGAGAACAGUAAAUAAAUCUAUUGAUUACUCUUAAAACAUUACCCUUGAUCGGAGAACAUCGUUGCGACAACGAUAACGAACGCGAGAGUUUUUUUGUUUUGUUUUGGACAAUUCCUAUGAAAAUUUUUUCCAACUGUGUUUUACACUAUUCGAAAGCAUUAUUGCAAAUUGGCUGGACCGCGCCUUACAUUUGUUUCUUCCCUUCAUUUUGGUUUAGUGUUGUCCAUUUCGUUUUAGUUAUUUACGAAAAUAUGAAAUACUUAGUAAAAUUGAAUUGCUAUGCAUUAGUUUAUCAUUUUUUUUUACUUUCGAAACAAUCUGAAAGAAUCGAAAGACAGAGAAGAAGUUAUAUGGACGUUUCUCAAAAAGUGUCGUUUAUUGUUUUGGAUUACAAAAUUGUCGUUUCCCAUUUAUAUCAAUUACAUUUUUAAAACCUACGGUUGCAGUCUUUUCUCUGUCAACAGAAAAGUAAAUGAAAGAAUCAUGCUAAAUAAUCGGACGGUCAUGAACUCAUGAUCAACAAAAAAUCAGCAUAGUAAAUGAAACAGAAAUAUACCAAUAAUGGUGAAUAAUUUAUUAUUUUAUGUUUGCUUAGAGAACUACGUGUCGUAACUUUAGAGGAACAAGAAAAUAAACUGAAAAUGAUGGAAAUGAAUAUUCUUUCGCAAGCGUUGAAUUUUGGGCGAGGUUGAGAUGCCGAAAUGAGCGGGAGAUUCGUGAGAAGUAAACAACUCAAAUAUACUGUAAGCACU